This is a messenger RNA of Rhinolophus ferrumequinum (greater horseshoe bat), 4126 nucleotides long. It is a transcript of the gene IFT81, whose product is annotated as intraflagellar transport 81. Gene Ontology annotation, biological process: intraciliary transport; cilium assembly. The record is from RefSeq and is a predicted model, not a curated record. NCBI's taxonomy places the organism in Eukaryota, Metazoa, Chordata, Mammalia, Chiroptera, Rhinolophidae. Bases 1530 to 3560 code for a protein of 676 amino acids. Gene Ontology annotation, cellular component: cilium; intraciliary transport particle B; centrosome. Gene Ontology annotation, molecular function: tubulin binding. The transcript has 20 exons.
AGGCUGAUGGUGAGAUCAGAUGCCCGUCAGGGCUACUGUACCCAGCAUUACAUUAUUCGUCGCUUUAAGCAUGUUCUAGUUCGUGUCUCGUGACAAAGUGUGGUCCCCGGACCAGCAGCAGCAGCAGCAGCACCUGGUAACGGGUUAAAAAUGCAGAUCCCCACGCCUCACUUAAACAAGACUUCCCAGGUGGCUCACCUGUACGCUGAAGGUUGAGGAGUCCUGCUGUAGCAGGCAGGUAAUUGCUAGAUUCUUCAUGAGGAGACCAAAUCUGUCGGAGCAGUUUUAAUCACAUUGAACAGGUCCUGUGGGCAGGCAUGCUACAUGACUCUUCAUCCCAUGUGAUAGGUAUUAACCCCAUGGUAUGGGGCAUCUCCUGUCAACACGCUCAGAAAAGUGAAGUCCUUUGUCCUAGGGCUCUGUGUGAGUUUUGUCAGCAAAGCCAGUGUGCUGGAGCGCCUCGAUGGGCACUGGUUUUCAUGGUGUCUGGAGACCGUUUUAGAAUGGAUGCUCUCUCUGGACGAGAGGCUGAGUGGUUUCCUGCGUUCCACUGUCAGUUUAGCCCCUGGCAUCGCCUCACUGGCUUCGCACCCCAGUUUUCAAAGGACAGCAGAUACAGUCUGAAAGAUUCCGGUUCCAUGGCUGCAGAAACACAACACUGAAACUGGCCUCUGCGAGUUAAGAGCAGGUGUUCCUGUUAGAGACCCCACUGGGAACCUGAUGAAAGCUAAAAGAAUGCACACAGGUACAUCGCUUGGCAGCGUUCUCAAGGUUUCAGAGACUCCCGGAAGCCCAUCCCUAGAUGCAAGGUGGAAAGACCCCUACUUGAGGCAGCGCCAGGGAGCCAACAAGUGGGGGUGCAGAUGAACGCAAGAUGAUUUUGAAGCAAAGGACGUCAUGAAAGCUCAAGAAGAGAACCUUGUGGAGCUCACACAGCCCCCAGCCCAGAUCCAAGAUGGAAGGCAGAGGUGCUGCGUGUUCCUUGCCACUGAGGGGCAGAAGCCGGGGGCCCGUGUCCUUCCUUGGUUCUAGUAAAUAGACUGAGUGAUAUUCCCAGAGCUUGCCAGGACGAGGCCGUGCCUGCAUAGGAAGCAGAGGUCUCUGUUGAGACAGGUGCAUGCCAACAGGACCAGCUACCUCCAGCCAACUACAAAUCCCUUGUUCCAUUUGACCUUUAUGGCUCAUUCGCUCUGUCUUCUCUCUGAGAAACCCUGCAAGACCCCUCUCUUGAGAAGGCAGGGAGAAAAUGAACACACUUGAAGAAGGAGUUGCUGAAGUCCUUGCUUUCCAUUGCAGAGCCGUGUUGACAGCUUAUCUGCCUUUAGCCACCCCAGUCACCCUAACACAUAAGCCAUCUGGAGGGGUAUGUUGGGGUUUGGCUGUGUGGACCACAGCCAUUACCAAGGUGAAAGAGAGUCAAUAUUUAACUGGGAGCUCUGUGGACUAACAGACUAGAGCCUAAGAUCUUGCAUCAAACAUUUUCUUGCCUUUGUUCCUGAUGGAAUCCUGUGCGGUUACUAGACCUAAUUAUGAGUGAUCAAAUCAAAUUCAUUGUGGACAGUCUCAAUAAGGAGCCUUUUAGGAAGAACUAUAAUUUAAUCACAUUUGAUUCCCUGGAGCCAAUGCAACUGUUACAAGUUCUCAAUGACGUUCUGGCUGAGAUUGACCCAAAGCAAGUUGUUGAUAUCAGAGAAGAGAUGCCAGAGCAGACAGCCAAACGGAUGUUGAACCUUCUUGGUAUCCUUAAAUAUAAACCUCCAGGAAAUGCCACGGACAUGAGUACCUUUCGUCAGGGUCUGGUGAUUGGAAGUAAACCUGUAAUUUACCCAGUGCUCCACUGGCUUCUUCAGAGGACUAAUGAACUGAAGAAAAGAGCAUAUUUAGCCCGUUUUUUAAUAAAGCUUGAGGUACCCAAUGAGUUUCUUCAGGAUGAAACUGUGGCUGAUACCAAUAAACAGUAUGAAGAAUUGAUGGAAGCCUUUAAAGCUUUGCAUAAAGAAUGUCAGCAACUUAAGACAUCUGGAUUUUCUACAGCAGAAAUAAGAAGGGAUAUCAGUGCAAUGGAGGAAGAAAAGGAUCAGCUCAUUAAGAGAGUUGAACGUUUGAAGAAAAGGGUGGAGACAGUUCAGAAUCAUCAACAGAUGCUUAAAAUAGCAAGACAACUUCGAGUUGAAAAAGAGAGAGAAGAACUUCUUACACAACAAAAACAGGAACAAAAGAAUCAGCUAUUUCAUGCAGUGCAGAGACUGCAAAGAAUACAAAACCAGCUGAAAAGUAUGCGCCAUGCAGCUGCCGAUGCAAAGCCUGAAAGUUUAAUGAAGAGACUAGAGGAGGAGAUAAAGUUUAAUUCAUAUAUGGUAACUGAAAAAUUUCCUAAAGAAUUAGAGAACAAGAAAAAAGAAUUGCAUUUUUUACAAAAAGUGGUUUCAGAGCCUGCUAUGGGCCAUUCUGAUCUUCUUGAACUUGAAUCUAAAAUAAAUGAAAUAAACACACAGAUCAAUCAGCUGAUUGAAAAGAAAAUGAUGAGAAAUGAGCCAAUUGAGGGCAAACUCUCACUGUACAGGCAACAGGCAUCCAUCAUUUCUCGUAAAAAAGAAGCAAAAGCGGAGGAACUUCAGGAAGCAAAGGAGAAGUUAGCCAGCCUAGAGAAAGAGGUGUCAGUGAAGACAAAUCAGACCCGGGAAUUUGAUGGCACUGAAGUUUUGAAGGGAGAUGAGUUCAAACGAUAUGUCAGUAAACUUCGAAGCAAGAGUACAGUUUUCAAAAAGAAGCAUCAGAUAAUAGCUGAAUUUAAAGCUGAGUUUGGUAUCUUGCAGAGGACAGAAGAACUGCUUAAGCAACAUCAUGAGAACAUUCAACAUCAACUGCAAACUACUGAGGAGAAAAGGGGUAUAUCUGGAUAUAGUUACACUCAAGAAGAGCUAGAAAGAGUAUCCGCACUGAAGAGUGAAGUUGAUGAAAUGAAAGGACGAACACUGGAUGACAUGUCUGAAAUGGUAAAAAAACUGAAUUCACUGGUAUCUGAAAAGAAGUCAGCUUUAGCCCCAGUUAUAAAAGAACUACGACAGCUGCGUCAGAAAUGUCAAGAACUAACCCAGGAGUGUGAUGAAAAGAAAUCCCAGUAUGACAGCUGUGCGGCAGGCCUCGAAAGCAAUCGUUCCAAAUUAGAACAGGAAGUCAGAGGACUCCGUGAAGAAUGUCUUCAAGAAGAAAGUAAAUACCAUUAUACAAAUUGUAUGACUAAGAACCUACAAGUACAGCUUCGUCGUGCUACUGAUGAGAUGAAGGCAUAUGUCUCUUCCGAUCAACAAGAAAAAAGAAAGGCAAUUAGGGAACAGUAUACCAAAAAUAUUGCUGAACAGGAAAACCUUGGAAAGAAACUUCGGGAAAAACAAAAAGCUGUACGAGAAAGUCAUGGUCCAAAUAUGAAACAAGCAAAAAUGUGGCGUGAUUUUGAACAAUUGAUGGAAUGUAAGAAGCAGUGCUUUCUGAAACAACAAAGCCAAACUUCCAUUGGUCAGGUAAUUCAGGAGGGAGGAGAGGACCGGCUGAUACUCUGAAUUCAUGUGUCAUCAUUUGGGGUUUUAGUUAAUACAACCAGCUAUGAUCAUAAUCCCAUGCUGUAUUUCUUUUCUUGAAAGUGGUUUGUACAACAUUUUGCUUUCAGAUUAGCCAUUCCCUAUUAAGUCUUCUUGGAAAAUAAUGUUAAGGUAGAUUUUGGUUUCAAAGUUUUUUAAUAUGGAAAAAAAAAAGGCUUUUAUUUUUGCUUAGUUUAGACAUCAGUGGUGUCUUCUGAGUUUUAUGAGACAGGAGACUAAGUUUACUAUCUGUAAAUGUAAACAUAUUUCCAUUAAGAAACAUGUAGUUCUUUUUAAAUGUAAUAAGCCAAUGGCUUAAUGUUUUUCUUAAUCUUUUUUUAACUUUAGAAGAAUCUUUUAGGAACUAAUAUCUCUUGUUUUGAAGAAACAUUAAUCUGAAGUUCAGCAAUUCCUACAGUUUCACUUCAGUUUCUUUUUCUUCUGUAAAAUUCAAGAAAAUUUAAUAUUUUGAAUAACAUUUGUUCUAUUUGUAUUAUUUAAAGGCAAAUAAAACUCAGUGCACAAAUCAUGGCUAUUUAUUUAAAAAU